AGCAGCACACACGGGGCAAACGGUGUUGACCGUCCGUUGGUUUUCCCGGCGGGGACCGUGGAGCGGGACCUCAGAGACAUAACGGCGCUGUGCAGUGUUACUGUGUUGUUAGGAAACGGAAACACUGGUGUCGGGGGCGGCGAGGAGGCAGACUCUGAAAAGGGAGAGCGCAUUCCAGAGGCACCGCUAGCAUAACUAAUUCAUUGUCGCUCCAAACCGGUGGACAGACGGCUGAACUCCUGAUUAAUUAGGCCGAAAAGACUCAGACGAGGAGUGACAGGAGGCGACAUGGUGGAUUACUACAAUAUCCUGGGAGUGUCCAGAACGGCCUCUCAGGACGACAUCAAGAAGGCGUACAGGAAACUGGCUCUGAAAUGGCAUCCCGACAAAAAUCCAGACAACAAAGAGGAAGCAGAGACAAAGUUCAAAGAACUGGCUGAGGCCUAUGAAGUCUUGUCUGACAAGAGUAAACGUGAUGCAUAUGACAGAUAUGGAAACGACAGAAUGCGAAACACAGGUUCCUCCAGCCCAGACCUUUCAUCAGAUUUCCCAGGAUUCACUUUCACAUUCCGCAGCCCAGAUGAGGUGUUCAGAGAAUUUUUUGGUGGCCAGGAUCCCUUCGCUAGUUUCUUUGAUGACUUCUCAUCAUUUGGAGGCUCAUCUUCUCGCCUUGGCCCCAGUCGGUUUUUCUCUUUCCCUUCAACCAAAGUUGAAUUUACCUCCUUCUCCUCUUCCUUGGGUGGCCUGGAUGGGAUGGACAGCAUGGGUGGAGGGAUGGGCAACUUCAAAUCAGUUUCUACCUCCACUCGCAUCAUAAAUGGCAAACGCACCACCACCAAGAAGAUAAGGGAGAACGGGCAGGAAAGAGUAGAAAUUGAGGAGGAUGGGGUGUUAAAGAGUGUCCUGAUCAAUGGUGUGGAAGAUGAAAUGGCCCUUGCUUUAGAGCUAAGCCGACGAGAGGGACAGUCCCAUCAGAAGCCACGAAUCCAAAAUAGAUCACCUGCUGAGUCCGACAGAUCCCACCCCAGCCCUUACUCUGCAGCCACUCAUCGGUCAUUUAGCUCCGCCCCUUACUACAAUUAUGGAGGGACUGUGGGAGGCAGCGAAGAUGAUGAAGAAGACGAAGACCUGCAGAUGGCUUUGGCAUGCAGCCUGUCAGAAAUGGAAGCGCAGCAGAGAGCAGCUGCUUCUGGCUUCAUAUCAGGUGCUGGGGUUGGGGGCAGAGGCUUUAAUGUCAAAACUGGUGGCCAUAGAGGAGUCGGGGUGAAGACAAAAUAUGUAAAUGUGGGUGGUAAUGUAAAGGUUGUGGUAGAAGAGAAAGGUGAAGAUGGGCAGUUGAGUAUGGGCUCAGGGCUUGGAGAUAGGUGGGAAAAAGGGGGAAAGAGAACCAGGGAACCAAGCUUCUCUCCUGAGUCACCCUCAACCACCAACACUACGCCGCUAAGCAGGUGCAGUGAAGAACCUGCCGUAAAAAUUAGUGAUGGCAGUGUGAAAAAGAAAAAGAAGUGCGGGUGUAUUGUGUGCUAAAGCAGUGUGUGUGUAUUUUUGGGAUAGUAAACCAGGCUCAAAUGUAACGUGAUUGCCAGACUCUUAAUUUGAGGCAGUGGCCCAAGUGAUCACGAGGCUGUCAUGUAGUAUUAACACCUCUAAAAGAGACAGUGAGUCAGCUUUGAUCGGGUUUAUGGUUUCCUGCUGGUUUUCUUUGUUGAUAGCCAGCCCAGACACUUUCACUUUAACCUGCCGAUACAAAAGCAAAAGUUAAACAGUUUUGUUUUAUGCAUGUGAAGCAAUACAGAGAAUUGUUUCCGAAAGUAUGUAAAUUUGCCAAAUAUUUACAAAUUGCUGACUGACAGGGACAGGGGUUUAGAGGUGGCCGAGUUGGUAGUGAUUUAGUGUUUUGUGCUCUCAAAUGUUUUUAUGUACGAGUGUGCGUUUGUUUGUGGUGAGUGUGCGCGUGCACGUUUUUCUGUGCGCGUCUCUCUGUGUUUGGGUCAGUUGAGACCCCGCCAUAGAAUUUUCUCAUUCAGACUCUUUGGCAAAGGGAAUGUAUCAGAACUGUGGGACUCUCAGCCCAGUCUGAAACAAUAGAUUAAAAUCAAAAGUAGGCCGCAGAACUUUCUCCGGUGUUGCAGAUACAAAUUCUUUGUAAAUACACUACAUGCGAUCAGAACAGGUGGCCCAGCUUUUGUAUUUUUAUUAAAUUUGAGCACAUCAUGUCUUGGCCUUAAAGCACUUUUACUGAAAUACCAUCACAAUUUUUGGUCAGAUUGUAGAUUGUAGUUUAUGAAGGCAAAGCACGACGUAGUAUGUUUACAGCAUUGUGACUGAUUGUAGAACAGUUACACGUAAUCACACUAAUAAUAUUUUAUAUUUGAUCCUUUUGGUGCCUUUGCACAUUUGAACCACUUUAAAAGUUUACCAUUCUUACAUUAUCUCCUCAAAUGUUUGUUCACAAAAACAAAUGUAUUUUAAGCAAAGCACAUCUAUUUCAGUCAGCCAGCUGCACGGGGUAUUUGUGGCUUUAGGUUAGCUUAAGGAUCGCCAGCUUUUUAAUAUUUCCUCCAAUAGAGGAACAUGGCAAAACUCUGCACUAGUGAAUGGGAGUGUUCUCGGGUGUUUUGAGGAAGAAUUGUAAGUGAUCAAAUUUAACUUCUGUGGUUGUGUAAAAGUACUCUGGUUUCCUCGAGUGCACCUGAGAAAAACACUAAAGCCCUAUCUGCUCCAGCUGAGCUGUGUUGUGUGCAAAAUUACCUUGAUUGUCAUCCUCCAGGGCAACUCCAGAACUUUGCCUCCACCUACACUUAUUCCCUUCACACUUUUGCCUGAGAAAACAAAAACAUUAAUGGUUAAAUAAAUAUUUAAAUCUGCCAAAUGAAGGACAUAUCUUAACAAACUGAAAUGGCAGAUAGCAUAUGGGAAUAAACAGACCGUGUAUUGUAUGGUAUAUUUCUACAAUUUACAGACUUUCCGUUACAGGCAUAUCAGCUGCAGCUACUGCUGAGCUGGUUUAGUGUCUCACUGAAACAGUUGCUUGUUUCCUUCUUUUCACUGGAAAUCGAAGCACUACAGUAGGUGGAAGGGUGCAUUUUUCUGUGUGGAGUCGUAGAAAUGUAAACAAAAAACAAACCAUAGAGCUGCAGACCCGCUGGAAAACUAUUCAGCUUGUCUGCCCAAGGUGUAGGUGUGUGUGUGUGUGUGUGAGUGAGAGAGAGAGAGUGUGUGUGUGUUUGUGCAUGUGCGAGGGGGAAGAGAGAGUUGUUGAAUGUUAAGUUAGAGUUACCAUAGUGCUGCUGGAUGAAACCUAAAUGUGCCUGACUGUAAACCUCUAAUGAAGAGAAAACAAAAUGGCAAUUCAGUCUGAUUACCAGGCUGACCUACUAAUAGCGCGCACGCACACACACUCACAGAGUGAGAGACCCAUGCACACAUUCACAUUUCACAGUGGAACACUAAUUACCGUUUCGAAUGUCGUUGUUGUACCUGUGAAAUUAGGCUGGAAGUAACAUAAAGUCCUGUUGGUGCCAAAACACAAAGGUGUUAAAAAUAAAUACUACCAGUAAUAUGUUAACUUAAUUUUUUUCUUACUACUGUUCAAAGACAUACCUGUCUUAGUAAGUAUCUUACAGCAGGCAGUGUCCCUUUACUUGUCCUGCUUUUACAUUGCUCAUAGAGCACAGUAGGUUUGUUAUUUGGUUGUCACAUAUUUUCCACGAGUCCUUGACUUAUUUUAUUUUGCAUGGGUUUUUGCUUUUAGCCGCCGUCACUGGCAAAAAUUAACUAUACCUGUAAGAAUAUAUCAUCACUUUCAACAAAGUCAUUGUUGAUUCUGAGUUGUUAAUCAUAUAUCCUCUCCAAAAUGUUAUUAGGUGUGGAGAGGGGACGAGAGAGGAAGAGGCAGAUGGUUUCUCAGCCUGUGUUAUUUGUACUACGUUGAACUGCCAAGUGUUAUUGUUGUUUUUAUUUUCAGAUUGUUAAAAGGGAAAGAACAAAUAAAGAUUAAACCAAAA
Messenger RNA from Toxotes jaculatrix (banded archerfish), 4007 nucleotides. It is a transcript of the gene dnajb2, whose product is annotated as DnaJ heat shock protein family (Hsp40) member B2. NCBI's taxonomy places the organism in Eukaryota, Metazoa, Chordata, Actinopteri, Toxotidae. The record is from RefSeq and is a predicted model, not a curated record. Bases 289 to 1527 code for a protein of 412 amino acids. The transcript has 9 exons. Gene Ontology annotation, molecular function: Hsp70 protein binding.